AUUCCAAUUUUUCUCCGCCAUUAACUUGCCCCUUCCUCCUUCAACCUCCCUAAAUUCUCUGAAACUAUGGCAACUCAGUUCUAGAAUGUUCUAUAACUCAGUCCCUAUAUCUUCUACUUCUUUUACAUGCACAAAAAUGGCUAGUAUUUCUGCUACACUUUCAACUGCAACUUUACCGGAACUCAAAUUUCUAUCUCCAAUUUCGACUUCCAGAAGUUUCCGUUUACCUCUGCGGAGUAGAAUUAAGGCGGCGGGGAAGAGAGAAGAGAACGCGGUGUUGGAGGAGAAGGAUGCGGAAUUGUUGAGGAAAGUGAACGGUAUAGGGAAUGGGAGUGUGAAGAGAAGUGCUGAUUUGAAUGGUGUGUUGCUGGUGGAUAAGUAUAGUAAUGGAAGUGUAGGUACGAUUGAUAGUGAAAAUGAGAGUUUGGUGAAGUAUGUGAAUGGGAAUGGGAAUGGUGUAGCGGGGAAGAGUGUGGAGGAGGUUGUGGAGGUGAAGGCGGAAGAGGUGGUUGAGAAGAGGAAUAAGAAGAGUAUUGAUGAGAUCGGACAAGAGGAGGCUUGGUUUAAGAAGAAUAAGCAAGUUAAGGUCUCUGUACCGCCUGGAGGCCGUUGGAACAGAUUCAAAACAUAUUCAACAAUUCAAAGGACUUUGGAGAUAUGGGGAUCUGUUUUCACUUUCUUAUUUAAGGCUUGGUUGAAUAAUCAAAAGUUCUCCUAUCGAGGUGGAAUGACAGAAGCAAAAAAAACUGAGCGGAGAAAGGUCCUCGCUAAGUGGUUAAAAGAAACUAUUUUGAGAUUGGGUCCUACUUUUAUCAAGAUUGGCCAGCAAUUCUCAACAAGAGUGGAUAUUCUUGCUCAGGAGUAUGUUGAUCAGUUGUCUGAGCUUCAGGACCAAGUUCCUCCUUUCCCAUCCGAAACUGCUGUAUCAAUAGUUGAAGAAGAACUUGGGGGCUCAUUGGAUGAUAUAUUUGAAAGAUUUGACCGUGAACCAAUAGCUGCUGCUAGUCUUGGUCAGGUGCAUCGUGCAAGACUGAAUGGGCAGGAAGUAGUUGUGAAAGUACAAAGGCCCGGUCUUAAGGAUCUUUUUGAUAUCGAUCUUAAAAACCUGAGGGUGAUAGCUGAAUAUCUACAGAAAAUAGAUCCUAAAUCUGAUGGUGCAAAAAGAGAUUGGGUUGCAAUCUAUGAUGAAUGUGCAACUGUCUUGUAUCAGGAGAUUGAUUAUACUAAGGAGGCUGCCAAUGCGGAACUGUUUGCAAGUAACUUCAAAAACAUGGAUUAUGUGAAAGUCCCAUCGAUAUACUGGGAAUAUACCACACCACAGGUUUUGACAAUGGAGUAUGUCCCAGGCAUUAAAAUAAACAGGAUAGAAGCCUUAGAUCAAUUGGGCGUUGAUAGGAAAAGGUUAGGGAGGUAUGCGGUUGAAUCCUAUCUGGAGCAGAUUCUGUCUCAUGGUUUCUUCCAUGCUGAUCCACAUCCUGGAAAUAUAGCUGUGGAUGAUGUUAAUGGUGGAAGGUUGAUCUUUUAUGAUUUUGGAAUGAUGGGAAGCAUAAGUCCUAAUAUCAGAGAAGGCUUGCUGGAAACAUUCUAUGGAGUUUAUGAGAAAGAUCCAGAUAAGGUCCUGCAAGCAAGUAUUCAAAUGGGUAUUCUGGUGCCUACGGGCGACAUGACUGCUGUCAGACGAACUGCACAAUUUUUCCUUAAUAGCUUUGAAGAGCGCCUUGCAGCACAAAGAAAGGAAAGAGAAAUGGCACAAGCAGAACUUGGGUUCAAAAAGCCGUUGACCAAGGAGGAACAAAGAGAGAAGAAGAGGCAACGCUUGGCUGCAAUUGGUGAAGAUCUACUAGCCAUUGCAGCAGAUCAGCCAUUCCGAUUUCCUGCCACAUUCACUUUUGUGGUUAGAGCAUUUUCAGUUUUGGAUGGCAUUGGAAAGGGUCUUGAUCCACGAUUUGAUAUCACUGAGAUAGCCAAACCCUAUGCCCUAGAGUUGCUUAGGUUUCGUGAAGCUGGUAUUGAAGUUCUGGUAAAGGACUUCAGGAAGAGAUGGGACAGACAGUCUCAGGCAUUCUACAACUUGUUCAGGCAGGCUGAUAGAGUUGAGAAACUUGCUGCAAUUAUCCAGCGACUGGAGCAAGGCGACCUUAAGCUUCGGGUCAGAGCUUUAGAAUCUGAAAGGGCUUUCCAACGUGUUUCUGCUGUUCAGAAGACAAUUGGAAGUGCAGUAGCCGCUGGAAGCUUGGUUAACCUAGCUACAAUUUUGUAUCUCAACUCCGUCCGUAUCCCCUCCGUUAUAGCGUACACUGCCUGUGCAUUCUUUGGCUUCCAAGUCCUGUUUGGCCUUCUGAAGGUUAAAAAAUUAGAUGAACGAGAAAGAUUGAUUACUGGAACAGCUUGAACAAAUGUUGGCCAUUGUACAACACAGGCGCACUGUGAGAUCAUAUAUGGGAACUGCUAUUCCAAGGUGUAACCCCGGAAAAACAGAAAUAAUGUGGAGAGGACUUAACGGAUCGUUGAGUAUUCAUAGCACGCCCAUGGCCAAGAGUUGCCAGUUGUCAUUCAGCUUUAAGAUGCAUCAUGUGGUUAGGCUUCCAAUAUGUGGAGGUUAACUUCUAAUUAUGUUGGCGUAACAGAUUGUUGUAUUUGCCCUUCUCCACUAUAGAGCACUCAUGUGAAGUAGUCCAAAUAAGAAAUCUUUCAUGUAGUAUGACACCCAUUUUGACCUUCUAUAGCCUUAGUGUAUAGGUAUACAAAAUCUAGGAGAUAAAUGUAACUAAUGUAGCUUUAUCUACCUUCAACCUUAUUCGUGGAGUUCAAUUCUCUGGAAUUUGUGUAUAAUACAAUGUGAACUUAUAUUUUAUUGUAAAAGCAGUGGCAUACAAGUAUAUGCCAGGGAUCAAAUAUGUCAUUGAGCUAACCCUACUUUGUAUUAGUCCCUUGUAUGUGUAUUAGUAUAUCAUUUGUACUAUUUAGUUUCAAUCGAAAGAAUAUCUUUUUCUUUUUA
This is a messenger RNA of Solanum dulcamara, 2998 nucleotides long. Its product is annotated as protein ACTIVITY OF BC1 COMPLEX KINASE 8, chloroplastic. Lineage: Eukaryota; Viridiplantae; Streptophyta; Magnoliopsida; Solanales; Solanaceae. The transcript is spliced from 21 exons. The record is from RefSeq and is a predicted model, not a curated record. The coding region runs from base 86 to 2392 and encodes 768 amino acids. Gene Ontology annotation, biological process: regulation of response to reactive oxygen species.